Messenger RNA from Lodderomyces pseudojiufengensis, 1212 nucleotides. RefSeq lists its product as uncharacterized. The record is from RefSeq and is a predicted model, not a curated record. The transcript has a single exon. Lineage: Eukaryota; Fungi; Ascomycota; Pichiomycetes; Serinales; Debaryomycetaceae. The coding region runs from base 1 to 1212 and encodes 403 amino acids.
AUGACACUAAUCACUUCAACUACUCAAUUCCUAACAAACUACUCAUUCAUAGAUUUAGCCACAUACAAUAGCCUAGUGUCUAGUGGUGCAACAGUUCUACUAGCUUGUGAAAAUGAAGAAGGAUUUUUAACCUAUAGAGAAGUUGAUAUUGAAUUAACAAUUCAUUCAGGUAAAAUAAUAAAUUUAAACGGUAAAUCAUGUAAACAAUUUGCUUUAACCAUUGCGGGUGACUUAUAUGGAACAAAUGAUCCCAAAAUCACAAACUUAAAACAUCCCAAAUUGGAAUUUCAAUUUUAUGCAAGACAAUUUACAAAUAUACCAUUUGAUAAUUUUGACAAAAACACAAGUUAUAUGGGAAAAACUUACACCAACGGAGUCGAAUCAGUUGGCAAGUAUUAUUUACAAAGAAUUGGCAAAAAAUUUGGCAUUGAAAAUCCAGAGUCAAAUCCUCGUAUGGACUAUUUUUUCCUAUUUGUUGGAUUUACAAUCAAACAUGGGAGAAUUAGUGCAUCCACGAAGCUUCAAUUCAGUGGGACUGAUAGCUACCUCAAAAAUAUCCUUACUGAACUAAAAAUAAAAUACGUCUUAGGAACAAAUGGUAAAGAUUGUACAAUCAAAUCGGAAGCUUACAACAAUGAAUUUUCCAAACUCGUGAACUUGUCACAACAACUGUCCACAAGAAAAUUUCCUACUUGGGCAUAUUUUAUGAAUUCCAGAAAUGCUAAUAAUAUAUUAAAUGGCUACGCAAAACUUCCGGUGGAUACUUAUGGAGAGAUAACAACAUCAAAUAUCAAUCUAGGAACUAUAAAUAGUUUAACGCAAUUAUCUAUUCACGCAUCAGCUACUUGCUACACUCUAAAUACUAAAAAAGCAAAUUCUAUCAAAAACUAUGAAAAUAAAGAAGCUGUAAUAAACAAAACAAUAUCUACAAAGAAAUAUGAAGCAUUAUCACCUGAACAAAAAGCGUUAUAUCAACCAAACUACAAUACCCCUGAGUACCGUUUGAGGAUAUUUAGAUGUAGCGAAAAACUCACCAAUCGUCCUAAACAAUACUACAAAAAUUUUACUCCCUAUUUCAAUCCUGAAGAUAUGAGCAUUCUAGAUUUUAAUGGUGAAAUGGUACACAUAAAAUUUGAUGAUGGAUUUAAAUUCUUUGUGAGAUGCCAAUUGGAUGACGAGACAUAUGGAAUACCUUUUUUGGUUGGUAAUUGA